This is a messenger RNA of Brassica napus (rape), 1206 nucleotides long. RefSeq lists its product as uncharacterized. The transcript has 6 exons. NCBI's taxonomy places the organism in Eukaryota, Viridiplantae, Streptophyta, Magnoliopsida, Brassicales, Brassicaceae. The record is from RefSeq and is a predicted model, not a curated record. Bases 193 to 1077 code for a protein of 294 amino acids.
AAGAUCGGGAGAUUUAGAGGUAUAAGUUUAUUUCAAUAUAGUAAUGACUUUAUAAUAAAGUUUGUAAGGAACGUCUUAUAAUAUUUAUUUACUUUGAAAAAAUCUUCAGGUGAACUCCAAAUCACCAAUGCUUUUGAGGCAUCACUGCUCUUGAUUAAUCCUGACAUAGCAGAAACUGCAGCUUUCAAACAAAUGUUUGUUGAUGAGGUUAAACCCCUCGCCAUUUGUGAGGGUCGUGAUGAGAUACUUGAUUUGGAAGAGGUGAAAAGUAUCCAAGACAAGCGUGACAAAUGGAUGCUCUUUCCCAAGAGAACCAUCCAUGGACUUCUUGAAUCCACUCAGGUGGAGAAGUGCUUGGUCGAGUGCGAAGUCUAUGCUAUUGACUCGGAUUGGGGAUGGUAUUACUUUGGUUGCUGCACAUGCAACAAAAAGGUAGUGAAAGUGGGAACUUUAGUUAAGACAAUUCAUGGAAAGGAGGUCACUACACAUCUCUGGUGGUGUGAGGUGUGCAAAGAGAAUGUUUCAAGUGUGUCACCAAGGUUUAAGCUCCAUUUGAUUGUUAAGGAUGACACAGGAGAAACAAAACUGAUGUUACUUGACCAAAUUGCCAAGGGAAUGAUUGUCGAAUCGGCUGCGACUCUUUUGAAUGGAUCAUUUGAUGAGCUUGAGGAUCCUACAGAUUUACCUGACGCCAUCCUAUCUGUUGUUGGAAAGACUUUCACCUUUGGAAUUUCUGUGGAAAAGGAACAUGUUUUGUAUGGAUCUGAGAUUUACAAGGUUGGAAAAAUCUACCGUCAAAGCCAAAUUGUUUUCAAUGAGUCAGCCAAUGUUGAGAGUUCUGAGUCUGAUCAAGAUCUAGCUCUUACAAGUGGAGAAGAGAACUCUGUCAAUCUCCUUGACAAUGAAGAACACAUUGAAUGUUUGUCCACACCAUCCACCACACCAUCCACGAAGAGAAAGGGAGCAUGGUCAGACCCUCCACGCGAUAUCACUUCGACUUCAAAGAACCUUCGCUUAAAAACUAUCAAGGUGGAGAAGAUGAGUGAUUUGGAUCUUGAAGCAGGCAAGAAGACCUAAAUCUGCGAGGCUGAAGUUUAUGUUUUUUUUUGUUUGGUUUUAUUUGUUUUCUUAUUUCUGAAGCAAUUUCAUGUUUUGGUUUUUUUUUUAAUAAUUGUUUGGUUUUGGUUUUUUAUUAAUGGUUAUGUU